AAGCUGCUGCCAGUGCUAUCUGUCAGCCUCAUUAUCACAAUUUCUUGGCUUGAGCAAAUUGCUAUCCACCUUUCGAGGCUCAGUGGAAAUAAACAAAGAGGCUUCGCUGUCCUCGGAGAAAACAAGCGUCAACAAAUCAAGGCUUUGGACAACUUUCAAGUGUGAGAUGCUUCUGUGUGCAAAUAUGCUGGGGCUGCUUUUGCUGCAGCCACUUCUUUCGAGCCCAAGGCCGCUAACUUCACCGUCUAAAGGGUGUCCCGGCUGCAAAGGAAAAGCUUCUCAAUUACUCACGGCGGGAGAUAUGAAUGGCAGCACUCUGAGCAUUGGUGAGCCAUGUGGAGUCUACACACAGAACUGUGCCAAUGGGCUGCGAUGUGCGCCCACGCAGAGUGACCCGCGGCCCCUCCGCACCCUGCUGGAGGGCAGGGGUGUCUGCAGUAACGUCAGCAUCAUCAGCUGGACGGAAAAGAGCCAGACUGCAGAUCCUGCACCUACUGAAAAUCCGGUGGAGGCACCAUGUCGAAAGCUGCUAACCACACUUAUCAGGGGCCUUGAUAGCUAUUUAUUCAAGUCUCAUCAUGAUAUCUACAUGCCCAACUGUGAUAAACGUGGCUUCUUCAGAAAGAAGCAGUGUUGGUCCUCUCGAGGUAAACAACGAGGGAGCUGCUGGUGCGUUGAUGAGAGUGGCAUGCCGGUGACAUCACAUCAACAGAAAGGCUUGACUUGUUGAAGACGAUGGUCAUUGUCGGAUUCAAGAAAUCACAUACAUUUGACGGCCAACAUGGAAUCUAGAACCUCAUCUGAAUGUGCAUCUAUGUUUUUCAUUCCAUGAGCAACAAGCGGGUUCAGGUAUAACUUUGGCCAUUGGUGCCCUCUAGAGAACAUCGAGUGAACUGUUUUGAUGGACGCAAUACUGUAAUGUUUGUACAAGACUGCACCGUUAUAGGUUCACUUGUACAAACUAACACAACUUAAUACACACGUUUUUAAACAAAAGUUAAUAUUUGACCGUGUUUGACAAUGUUUAUUAACAUGAGCGUUGUUUGCAGUGCACCGUAAUCAGAGGUGUUCCACAUGAAAAUAAACUGGCAAUAGUAGUAGUUUACAGGAAACAAUGAGAAUUCACUGUUAGAGUAAAGUAUGUUUUGUUUUCUAUAAUUUACUUGAGACAUAAUAAAGUGAGCUAAUAUUUAUGUUACUGUUAUUUCCAUUAAAAAUUUCAAUUUAAGUACAGUAUUUCCAAAACUCUUUUAUUAUAUGUUAAGUUCUAUAGAAUUUAAUUUUGAUGGAUUUUUGUCUCAACCUCAGAAAAAAAAAAUAAUAAUGGUGGCUUAAUAUUAAUAUUAUUGUUUUAAACUUGAACAUGCAAUUUUAUGGGACUGCUUGGCAAAAACAAUGUGAAGUAUUUUUGUUUGUGUGUUAGCUAAACGUCCCAGGGAUUUUUAAAAUACAUAAAUAUACGCAUAUUUAAGAAAUUUACAGAAAUGUUCCAUCCUUUUGCAUCCCUGAAUCAAUAUGACCAUAAUGGUAACCUCACGGUCAAAUUAAUAUCUCUUGAGAUUGUAAGUGCACCUAUAAGUGUCUGUUGUGUUUGCAUGUCCUGCCAAAU
This is a messenger RNA of Corythoichthys intestinalis (scribbled pipefish), 1609 nucleotides long. Its product is annotated as insulin-like growth factor-binding protein 5. The record is from RefSeq and is a predicted model, not a curated record. The coding region runs from base 167 to 730 and encodes 187 amino acids. Gene Ontology annotation, cellular component: extracellular region. The transcript has 4 exons. Gene Ontology annotation, biological process: regulation of insulin-like growth factor receptor signaling pathway. Gene Ontology annotation, molecular function: insulin-like growth factor I binding; insulin-like growth factor II binding. Lineage: Eukaryota; Metazoa; Chordata; Actinopteri; Syngnathiformes; Syngnathidae.